Molecule: messenger RNA, 2299 nt
Organism: Cucurbita moschata (crookneck pumpkin)
Lineage: Eukaryota; Viridiplantae; Streptophyta; Magnoliopsida; Cucurbitales; Cucurbitaceae
Product: NAC domain-containing protein 91
Exons: 7
Coding region: 275-2056 (593 amino acids)
Biological process (GO): regulation of DNA-templated transcription
Molecular function (GO): DNA binding
Source: RefSeq, a predicted model, not a curated record
UCCACACAAUGGCAGAGUUGUUAUUCCGACGAACAACAUAAACAGUAGGCCAGACGCGUUUUUCAUCUUGGUAAAUUACAGGAACAAAAUAAAAAAUUGAAUUCCCUCUUAGUUACAGUUUUCUUCAUUUUCUCUGAAAACUAAAUCGCACUUUCUUUCACCCCUGAGUUACUCACUCUUUAUCAAAACAAAGAAUCUUUCCGGACGGCCGGUUACUUCCUUCCCCCUUUUCUUCUUUAUCUUUGCCAAUCCAUCCCCCCUCUUUUCUCCUUCGAUGGCCGUCUUAACCCUCAAUUCCCUCCCCCUGGGCUUCCGAUUUAGACCCACCGACGAGGAGCUCAUCGACUACUACCUCCGCUCCAAAAUCAAUGGAAAUCACGAAGAUGUCUGCGUUAUACGCGAAGUUGAUGUCUGUAAUUGGGAGCCCUGGGACCUUCCUGAUCUGUCGAUAUUAAAGACGAAGGAUCGGGAGUGGUUCUUCUUUUGUCCGCAGGACAGGAAGUAUCCUAACGGGCAUCGCUUGAAGAGAGCUACUGUUGCUGGCUUCUGGAAGGCAACGGGUAAGGAUCGCAAAAUCAAGUCUGGCACGAAAUUGAUUGGAAUGAAGAAGACAUUGGUAUUCUACAAAGGUCGUGCUCCUAAGGGAAAGAGAACCAAUUGGGUAGUCCAUGAGUAUCGUACCACUCUUAAAGAACUUGAUGGCACCAACCCUGGGCAGAAUGCCUUCGUUCUCUGUCGCCUAUUUAAGAAACAGGAUGAGAGUAUCGAGGGGUCAAAUGGCGAUGAAGCUGAAGCUGCUAUUUCAUCCCCUACUACAACUGAAUCAUCUCCGGGACCUGGAGAUUCCCAUCCAGAACAAAUACUUCCUUUAGAUUCUCCUUCAUUGCAAAGGCAGGCUGAAAUUUCUGAUGGAGUGCUAUCUGAAACUGUAGAACAUACUGAUGGUUCAGUUGACAUUCAUGGUUUUGAUUCAUAUAAUGUAGAAAUGGAUCCUCAUCCAGACGAAGAGAGGAAGUUCUCUGGUCCCGAGAACCAACCACUUGAUAGUAAACUAUAUUCCCCAUUGCAUUCGCAGCUGCAAGCUGAGCUAGGAUCAUCUGGCCUAUACUAUUCUGAUAGCAAUUACUUGAACUAUGGAGCUAAUCCUAAUGCAGAGCAAUUACAGAUUGGGGCAGAGGAUUUCGAUUUUAUCCAUCAGAUGCUAGACUCGUUUGUCUAUAAUUCGGAUGAUUAUGCACUUGAAGACCAGCAAGAAUCCAUGUCCCUAAGUGAGCUUCCUAACAAUUCAAUGGCAAGCUUGGACAACAGAGCAUUCGGCAAAGUGGAGGCUGACACUGGCAAAGCAUUGCAGGCUAUGCCAGACUUUGAAAGCUCAAUUUGUCUGGAGGUUAUUGACAGGAAGACUCCUAUUAUUGAUCAUAUGGGAACUGCAGCGCCAGAAGAAGGUCUACUUUAUAAUCUAUCAGGUAGCCUUCAGGAAUCAUACAAUUACUUGUCUGUAGUAGGAAACACGGAUGCUUCAACUGGAAUUCAGAGAAUGAGUCGCCGUCCAAGAAGUGUGCAGCAACCAAAUGAAUUUUCUACAUUUCAGGGGAUUGCGCCAAGAAGGCUACGACUGCAAAGAAAACUUGUAGCACCAUCUUCAUGCUCUAGCAAUACGUGUAGUGAGAGUAGUCGAUGGCAGGAUGAUGACCCCCCAUCAAUCUCAAGCAAGGUUAAAAAGCCUUCAGAAAACAAGACUACUGGAGGUGAUGGUGGUUCUGUGGCUGCCACGGUUGAUGUUGUGAAACAACCCCAGGUGAUGCCCGAUGCAGAUUCAGGUGUGGGCAGUAGUAAAGCUUCCCAGGAAGUGAGUGCAAAGUUGGUGGCAAGCGAUAGCCCAACGAUUGACUUCUUAACGGGCAAAAGAAGAUUGGUGACGGCACUGCUACCUUCAAUCCUUUCAUACGUUUCUGUAGUUAGGCUUGUAGUUGUAGCAUUGUCCAUAAUUUUUAUUAGCAUUUGGAAGUGCCGUAACCGUGAGCAGCGUGGGUACCUUGUCUCUCCCUUCUGUUAGCCUCCGUUAGGUUUUUUUAUGCCCUUCAUGGGGGAUAUAGAAAUAGGAUUGUAGAAAUAACAGCGUAGGAUUGUGAGGCAUGUGUGUACGAUACUUGGUUUGAGCCUUAUGUAUGUACGUCCCUUAGACUCGGGAGUCCCAUGUUUCCGUACGAAACGAUUCCACUGUUCACCACCUUUUUUCUGAAGGUAUUUUGUACACAUGUUCAAAACUUUUAAUGUACCUUUAACCUGCAGACAAUAA